Molecule: messenger RNA, 1242 nt
Organism: Megalopta genalis
Lineage: Eukaryota; Metazoa; Arthropoda; Insecta; Hymenoptera; Halictidae
Product: lipase member H-B
Biological process (GO): lipid catabolic process
Molecular function (GO): lipase activity; serine hydrolase activity
Source: RefSeq, a predicted model, not a curated record
AGACUAGAUACACAGUCACAAUCACAUUGUCACAGUCUCAUAAAGCUUCCAAAAUGAUGUACUAUCGAUUUCUUGCCAUUUUCGUCACUAGUUGCUGGUUUCUAAGCACUACAGUUUCGUCAACAAUUCUUCGCACAAUAACGAUGCGUUUGUAUUACGAAAAUGGCACUUAUAAAGAAGUGAAUGCUGCAGCAGCGGCACAACUUGUGCAAUACUUGAAUUUGCAAGAGAACACAUUGAUACACAUUCAUGGUUACUUAGAAUCUACAGAUUCCCCCCAAGUUGUGGCACUUAUAAAUGGUUACAAUGCUGGUUCUAAUUACAACGUCAUAGCAGUAGAUUACAGCUAUGUUACACAUUUAGAUUAUGUUACGGCAACUGCUCUUGUUGAUGAUGUGGCUACAGUUAUUGUUCAAAGUAUAAAUGAUAUGGUCGCUGCUGGAAUGGAUCGAACUAAACUAAUAGUCUCAGGAUUUUCUUUGGGUGCUCAAGUCUCCGCUUUCGUUGGACGCAAAUUACCCUUCGUCCUACAACAGAUAAUAGGUCUGGAUCCAGCCGGACCUUUGUUUAAUAUUACCUCCCCCUCGCUAUCUGCAUCUGAUGCAGCUUGUGUAAUAUGUAUUCACACCGAUAUGGGCUUCUAUGGAACAACUCAACCCUGCAACCACAUAGACUUCUAUCCAAACGGUGGCACUAGAGAACAACCUGGUUGUUCACUGUUGAUGAUUGAAUAUCCCGGAGGCUCAUGCAGUCAUUUCAGGGCUGAGGAAUUUAUGACAGAAGCAGCAAACAAUCCGAACACUUUCAUCGGUGUACAGUGCAAUAGUUGGGUCGACUUUAAGGCUGGCAAUUGCAAUCAGACUAAUAAAAUACCUAUGGGUCUCUUUACACCAUGCUCUGCGGCAGGUAAAUACUACCUCCAAACAAAUAGUGCAUCACCAUUUGCGAAGGGAUCAAGUGGUACUGUCUACCAAAGCUGAUUGAAAUAAAACACACUACACUUUUGCUUUUUAGUUUAAAUACUUCUUGUAGUUUGAUUUAUAUGAAACAGUAUAUUGUGAUCUUGUGGACGCAAACAGUGUAUGGUCCACGCAAAAAGUGUAUUAAAAUUUUAUCACUUGUAUCAAUGUAUAUUUAUUUUGAUGUACAAAAAUACAUUAAAUAUUGUUAGUACGUGUAUACUCCCCGUUCCGAAAGAAAUAGGAUACUUAUAGAAAAUUCAAUAAAUAUGAAAACCCAAUA